Messenger RNA from Stegostoma tigrinum, 8572 nucleotides. It is a transcript of the gene abi3bpa, whose product is annotated as target of Nesh-SH3. Gene Ontology annotation, molecular function: protein binding. The record is from RefSeq and is a predicted model, not a curated record. The coding region runs from base 313 to 6279 and encodes 1988 amino acids. The transcript has 55 exons. Gene Ontology annotation, biological process: extracellular matrix organization; positive regulation of cell-substrate adhesion. Lineage: Eukaryota; Metazoa; Chordata; Chondrichthyes; Orectolobiformes; Stegostomatidae.
UAAGAGGAUUGUUACAUUUCGACCCAGCGCAAGUCUUAGACUUCAGGGCAAUACGGUCACUCCAAAACCAAUUACUUUCUCUCAGUUAGCAGGAGUUAUCAAAACCCAUUACAGCAUGGGUUGGGCAACCAGAACUUGACUUUUACGGCUUUGGAGAAGUUGCCAGUUUCUCCCCCAGCUUUGUAUGUGACGGCUGACGACGCGAGCUCUCCUCCCACUAGAGCUGAUGGUGUCUUUACUUUUAAGUUUCAGGCUUCAUUACUGAUCCACAUCUCUAAAAGAAAGCUCCACUUCACCCGGCUCCUUCGCGAAAUGUCUGUCAAAUUUCUUUUCGUUAUAUUCGGUGGGAUUGUUCUAAUUUUGGUGGAUAAUGCAAGAAUGUUACCAAGAGUUAAAAGACAAAGCUUAAAGGUCCGGAUUACUGCUAAGGAUGACACUAUUAUAUUACAGUACCUUAGCUCCAACCCUGACAUCAGACUUCAAGGCUACAUUAUUGGACACGGUGGUCGAAACAUCAAGCAGAACCUCACAUUGCCUAACAAUGGAGAUCCAUUUGAGGUUGAUGUUGAGUUCUACCCUAAAUAUCUCAUAGCAGUUCAUCCUGUGGCUGAACAGAGCAAAGCAGCCUUGAAGAAAAAGUGCAAAGGUAAUCUAAAUCACCAAAAGCCUCCACAGAUAACAAUAUCUACUCGAACUGCUACGUCUGUCUUUCUCACAUGGACAAAUGGUAUCAAAGGAAAUGUUUAUAAACAUGGAGGUCAUAAUUGUGGAGAUGAAAGGCACUAUACAGUUCGGUACAGAGAAAAAGAAGGAGAUGAGAAUUGGCUGUAUCAAUGCUGUCCAACGAGUGAAACAACAAUAGACAACCUUAAACCGAAUACUGUUUAUGAAUUUGGGGUACGGGUUAGCAAAGCAAAAGAAGAGCAAGAGGGUACUUGGAGUGAACCCACCAACUACGUUACUGCUGUGACUUCCUCACCAAAAAGCACCGAAAAAGACCAAACUCAAAAGAUAUCAAAGAAACUUGCCAUAAACUUCAACAGUGAAACUCUCAAGAACACAAGGAAACCUGAGCUACCAGGUAAAACUAAUAUUAUAGGAAUAAAAGGCAAAAAGGGUCCAGCUGCAUCCUAUCCAGCACAAAAUGGAACAAAUUGGAUACGAUUCCCCAAAAAGCCGACUGUUAAUACGCAAGUGGUCUUAGGUGGCCAGUCAGCUUCCGACAGUGCACAUGACCAUUCUACUAGUAGGUCAUCACCAAAAACUAACUUACCAAGUAAACCAGACAGAGCUUCUGAUCAGUUGCAUGGCAAGGAAGAAAUAAAUAAAUUAAAAAGUAAAGGGACUUCCAACACUGUUACUAAACCAUCAUUGAAAAGUGGCAAGAUGAGGAACGCAAAAGAAAAAUCAAAAGUGAAGCCACUGACAACAAAAGCAUCCAAGCUGCCAUCAUCUGUCAGCCCGUCCUUCCCAUCAAAACCUGUGCCUAAAUCUGGUCCAGCAGAAAUUCAGAAACCAGUUUUCCUCACUCCAAGCCCCCCUUCUCAACUUGAUACCACGGAUAAGCAGCAAUCUACAGAACCUGUGACAACACCACCUUCUACCACUUUGCCAUUCACUGUAUUAAGUACAACUUCUGGUCAUACUGCUGUGGACAAGCAGCAUCUCCCAGGCACGACAUCUGCUUUAGAUCCUGUGGAAACCCAGAAGUUCUCAGGUAAACCUGAGAAACCAUCAUCCAGCCAUGGACCUUUCCAUUCAACAUCAGAUUUUGAUGCCGUGAAUAAUCAGGAAUUCACAGAACCCGAAGUUCCUUCCGCUACUAGUUCACUUUCAUCCAUUUCAAAUUUGGCUUCCAAACUUGGUGUCACGGACUUGGACCGGUUCAAAGAACAUGAGGAACCAUCCUCCAAAGACUCAUUUUCACACACUACUUCCGAACCUGAAACAAUGGAUAACCAACAGUUCCCAGAAUAUGGGGUAUUAUCCUCCAUCAUUUCAAAUAUUAUCACUUUACGUACGACUUCUGCACCUGAUGCCGUGGACAACCAAGAAUUCACAGAACCUGAGAUUCACCUCAUUGUCGAUUCAUCACCUACCACGUCAAAAAAAUAUUAUGAAUUUGAUUCUACACAAAGGAAGCAGAUUUCAGUUCCAGAAUUUGAGGCACCAUUCUCCAGCAAUACACCUGUCAGCAAUUUAAAAACAACUCCACUUGAUGUCAUGGACACAAAACAAUCCAAAGACCAUCACGUGCCAACCCCUGACAUUCCUAAUGUCUUCAAUUUAAUCUCAGAUCAUAAACUGCCGAUCACUGACACCCCUAAUGUAUUCAAACCAAUCUUAGAAUCUGAGUCUGCAGAGAUAGCAGAGAAAGGACUGACAGCAGACCAUGAGGUGCCCACCUCUCUCAAUGUGUUCACUUUAAUCUCAGAUCGUGAGCUGCCAAUCACUGACUCCCCAUAUAUGCUCAAUUCAGUCUCAGAAUCUGACCCUGCUCAGAUAAGAGAGGAUGAAUUUACAGACCAAAAGAUGCGAAUCACUAACACUGGCGAUAUACUUAGUCCACUCUCACACUACGAGCUGCCAGUCACUGACUCUCCGCAUGUCAUCCGACCAAUCCCCGAACCUGCUAUGAUAGGGAAGGAUGAAUUUGCAGACCAACAUGUGCCAACUCCUGACACUCCUAAUGUCAUCAGUUUAAUCUCUGAACGUAAACUGCUGGUCACUGACACCCCUAAUAUAUUCAAACCAAUCCUAGAAUCUGAGCCUGCAGAGACAGCUGAGAAAGAAGUAACAGCAGACCGUGAGGUGUCAACCUCUGAUACUCGCAAUGUGUUCAGUUCAGUCACAGAUUAUGAGGUACAAGUCACUGAUUCUCCACAUUUCAUCAAUUCAAUCCCAGAAUCUGAGCCAACUAAGAUAGGGAAGGAUGAACUUACAGACCAUCAUCUGCCAACUCCUGACACCCCUAAUGUCUUCAGUUUAAUCUCAGAGUAUAAACCGUUCGUCACUGAUACCCCUAAUAUAUUCAAUCCAACUCUACAUUCUGAACCUGCAAGGACAACGCGGAAAGAAGGAACAGGAGACCAUGAGGUACCAACCUCUGACACGUAUUAUGAGUUCAGUUCAAUCUCAGACUAUGAGCUACCAGUCACUGACUCUCCCCGUGUGCUCCAUCCAGUACCAGGACCUGAACCUGCAAAGAUAGGGAAGGAUCGAUUAACAGACCAUCAUGUGCCAACUCGUGAUGCUCCUAGUGUCUUCAGUUUAGCCUCAGAAUAUAAUCCACCUGUUACUGGUAUCUUGAAUGUAUUCAAACCAAUCCUACAGUCUGAAUCUGCAGAGAUAGCAGAGAAAGAACUGACAGCAGCCCAUGAGGUGCAAACUUCUGACAUUCGCAAUGUGGCUAGUUCAAACUCAGACAAUGAUCUGCUGGUCACUGAUUCUCCCUAUGUGUUCCAUCCAGUCUCAGGAUCUGACCCUGCAAAGAUGAGGAAGGAUAAAUUUACAGACUAUUAUGUGCCAACGCAUAGUGUCUUCAAUUUAAUCUCAGAAUAUAAAGUGCCGAUCACUGAUACUCCUAAUGUAUUCAAACCAAUCCUAGAGCCUGAACGUGCAGAGAUAGCGGAGAAAGAAGUGACAGCAGACCACGAGGUGCCAACCUCUAACAAUCGUAAUGUAGUCAGUUCAAAAUCAGACCAUGAGCUGCCCGUCACUGACCUUCCAAAUGUGCUCCAUCUGCUCCCAGGAUCUGACCCUGCUAAAAUAGGGAAGGAAGAAUUUACAGACCAUCAUUUGCCAACUCGUGAUUCUCCUAGUGUCUUCAGUUUAAUCUCAGAAUAUAAACAGCUGGUCACUGACACUCCUAAUGUAUUCAAACCAGUCAUAGAAUUUGAACCUACAGAGAUAGCGAAGAAAGAAGUGACAGACUAUGAGGUACCAAUCUCUGACACUCUUGGUGCGGUCAGUUCAGAAUCAGACUAUGAGCUGCCAGUCACUGACUCUCCCUAUGUGCUCCAUCCAGUCCCAGGAUCUGAACCUGCUAAAAUAGGGAAGGAAGAAUUAACAGACCAGCAUGUCCCCGCUCCUGCCACUCCCAGUGUCUUCAGUUUAAUCACCGAACAUAAACUGCCGGUCACUGAUUCCCCUAAUAUAUUCAAACCAGUUGUAGAAUCUGAAACAGCAGAGAUAGUGGAGAAAGAAGAGACAGCAGAUCAUGAGGUGACAACUUCUGACACCCAGGAUCAAUUCAGUUUUAUCUCAGGCACUGAGAUGCUGAUCACUGACUCUCCUAAUGUGUUGAGUCCAAACCCAGAUUCUGAAUCUGCUAACAUCGAAGAGAAAGAAAUUACAGAAUCUGAACUGCCAGUCACUGACACCCCUAAUGUAUUCAAACCAGUCUUAGAAUAUGGGCCUGCAGAGAUAGCAGAGAAAGAAGGUACAGAUCAUGAGGUGCUAACCUCUGACUCUCCAAGUAUGUUCAGGUCAGUCUCAGAUUAUGACCUAUCAAUCACUGGCUCUCCGUAUGUGUUGAAUCCUAUCGCACAACCUGAAACUGCUAAAAUAGGAAAGGAUAAAAUUACAGAUCACAAAGUGCCAACUUCAGACACUCCUAAUGUGUUCAGUUCAAUCUCAGAAUCUGAACGUGCUAAGAUAGGAAAGAAAGAAGUUACAGCAGACCAUGUGGUGGCAACCUCUCACACUCGUUAUACAUUCAGUUCAAUCUCAGACAAUGAACUGCCAGUCACUGACAACCCUGAUGUAUUCAAUCCAAUCCCAGAAUCUGAACCUGCUAAAAUAGGAAUGACUGAAGACUAUGGGGUCUCAACAUCUCGCACUGCAGUUGUGCCAAGUCCAAGCCCUGUACAUGAGACAGGAGAAAAAGAAUUAACAGACAAUAAACUGACACACCCUGAUACUUCUCAUGCAUUCAUUCCAACUCUUGGUCACAUUGAAGACAAAGAAAUCACAGCCCAUGUUUCGCCAAAGUCUGAUACUCCCCGCAAGUUUAGUUCAACUCCAGUAUCUGAGCUCGAUAAUAAAAAGGAUGAGAAGUUCACAGAGCAUGAACUGCCAAUGCCUGGCACUCCAGAUGUUUUCAUUCAAACUCAAGAAUCCGUACUUGAUAAGAUAGAGGACAAGGAUUUAACAGAAUAUUUGUUUCCAACUUCUGACAUUCCACAUGGGCACAGUUCAACCUCUGCUCAACCUCCAUUUGAUAGCAGUGGAAAAGUGCUCACAGAAUCUGAUCCUCCAUCAGAGAGAUCCCCCGUUAUCACCACAAAGCGUGUGCAGAAACCUGAUACCAAGCAGAAGUUUACAGAACCUGGGACACAGUCACCUGGUGGUCACUUAUCUUCCACAUUUCCUGGCAGUACUCAGGAAAGUUCGCCUGUCUUCAGAUCCACCCCAGUAUCUAAUAUUGAUGGCCAGGGGAAAGAAAGAUUUAGAGGUCCUUAUGUGAAAUAUAUGACAAAGCCAGACAUGCCCUGCUCCAUUACUGAAUCACUGAAGCAUUUUCCCCAAGAAAACAUAACAAAUAAUAAAGCUGCAGCUCCUCCUCGAUAUGCUCCUUCAAACCUGACACUUGUGACUGUUGAAGGCUGCCCAACCUUUCUCAUAGUAGACUGGGAGAGUAAUGAAAAUGACACUGCUAGUGAGUAUGAAGUUGUUUCAACAAUGCAAGGAUCAGACAACAAAACGGAAGAACUUAUUACUAUCACCAAUCAAACACAUGCUGCAGUGGAAAACCUUAAACCAAAUACAAGCUACACAUUCUCAGUGACACCCACAAACAUACAUGGCAGAGGUCCAUCCAGUGAACCACUUCCUUUUGUUACAGAAUCCGCGGACCCCAGUGUAAGUGAAUAUAUACCAGGGAAGGAUGCCAUCUGGACUCAGUACUCCUUUAAAUUUGAUUCAUAUUCAGAGUGUCAAGGCAAGAGAUUUGUCAAACGUACCCGGUACCGGAAAUUUGUUGGUAUUAUUCUGUGUAAUUCACUGAGAUACAAGAUUUACCUCAGUAAUUCCCUAUCAGGUAUUUUCUACAACAUAGGAGAUUUAUCUGGGCAUGGGGAGGAUCACUGUCAAUUUGUGGACUCAUUCCUGGAUGGUAGAACAGGGGAACAUCUCCUUCCUGAACAAUUGCCAAUCAGACAAGGUUUUUACCGAAGUGUUCGCCAGGAGCCGGUUAUGUUUGGUACAAUAGGUGGACGAACACACAUCAAUUAUGUCCAUUGGUACGAGUGCGGUAUAGCCAUUCCUGGGCAAUGGUGAAUUUAACAAGUGCCUUACGAAAAAUCAAAGGAACUGAAUCAUUUUAUAUUCCACCAAUAUUGUUCCUUAUAUUCAGUGUAAGAUUUAAAUAGACCAUGUAGUGUACAGGAUGUUUUUUCUUUACUUUAAAGAAGCCAUAUAGAAGUCUUUACGUAAUGUGGUACAGGGUCAAUUGUACCCAUUCCAAGGCACAUAAUGGUAAUUAUUCCACAACCUAAAAGGCUUUAGAACAAUGUGAUCACCAAACUGGGCAGUAAAAAAUAAUAUUGAGUAUUUCUAGCAAUUUUCUGACCAACUUGCGCUUAUUUUUGUCAUCUGACAUUGUUUUAUAUAAGUGCUGCUUUCAGAAGAUGCACUAGUGACCAUUUAAAAAUUUGUGAGAACAUCUAAAUGUGUAAAGAUUAAGUUAGUGCUCACUACUCAAGCGUGGUGUAAAUAAAUGGUAGUACUGCCUAGUUUGUAACCAUUAACAAGUCUGUCUUUGGCUAUAACUUUGGUUUAAAAAGUCCUAUAAAAUGUGUUUUAUUUAUCAAAACAUGCAUCCAAAUUUUUUUUUAAAACACAGGUUUUGAUAUUGGGAAGCUGGCUCCCUAUGCCCUCAGUUCUGAAUAUAUUAGUUUAAAUGUUAUUUAUCAGGAAUGUAUUUAAAAACACAGAACAUAAAUUGUAACUUCUAUUCACAAAGUAUAGAAGGGUUUUUUUUAUUUAGAUUUGCUGAACAAUGAGCUUCAGCAACAAAGGAGCAAUUUCUCUUGCUGGGUAUCCUUAAGCAGCCUGUAAUAUUACAAACUGCGCCCAAAAUGAAAUUGUGUAGUGCAACUACGUAUAUGCCUUGUUUUUGUCCAAAAGUGUACUGAAAGUAUCUGUGGACAAAAAAAAACUCUUGAUUCUGUUUGUUAAGUUGAUCAUACAUUACUUUAUUCAGUACUGAACUAAGCUAAAUAUUUACAGCCAAGAUAUUGUAACAUUCAAAAUGUUUAAAAUGUCAACUUUUUUGGUUAGUGCAUGUAAAUAUCCAUGUGAUGGUGAGCAUACAAGACCAUACAUCCACAAAUACCCCUACAAGUAACUGCAUCUGUAUUAUAUUCAACUAACAAACAUCCAUACACACACACACUUAAGGAUGCUUGCAUUUAUUGUUGUUACAAUUUUUUCAGUAUUUGAUGUUCUUUUGCCUUUCAUCUUGCCACAAAUGGAUCGUAUAAGUAACUCUCACAUGUGCAAUUUCCCCAAAAUGGCAUUGCUAACGUAAAUAUAGUUCCAGAUACAUGGCUACAAGUAAUAUCUUUAGAUGGUUAGUAGUAUUAUUAGAGCAGAUUUUGGUAAAUUUCACAAUGCUCACUUAUCUGCACGUGCUCAUGUAGACUGUACCAAAUAUCUGUGCAUGACCAGACAAGGACACUAAUUUCACACUAAUUUCUAAACACCUAAUUGGAUGCAGUAAUUCACCAGUGUCAGAACAAGCACAAAACUGUAUCUACCAACUGUCUGUACACCUGAUUUCAAAUGCUCAGUCAUCAGUAUUCUGCAUGCUUCCUUAUGUUACCUACAUCCAUGCACGUAACAAGGUUUAUAUCUAAUACCACAUCUAGCAACUAAACACAAUAGACAUGACAGACUACACCAAUGCUCACGUGCCCUAACACACAUCUGCUCAUAAUGUACUAAGUCAAAUGAGCACCUCCCUGUGCAAGUACAGAGAUUGCCAAACGCUAGCCACAUUAGAGAAACUAGACUACCCAAAUAAUUUUAUGCAGAAACGCUCAUUUUAUUCAGUCCAUACGGAAAUCUCAUCACAGCAACUGAUCAAGCAGUCAUUCAGGCAUGGACAUGCUCAACUAGCAAGUUGGUCUGUCCUCAGCUGAGAUCUCUAGCACCAUUCUUAGACAGUUACCAACUCUCUGAUAACAAUGUGGAGAUGUUGAAAACACCUAUAACUGAAAUAUGCAACCAAACCUUCAGCCACACAAAAGGUUCAAAUGCUCAUAGACAUUUAGCUUUGUUGGUGUAACAAAAUAUUCAAUACUUGUGGAGGUUGUUGCCUAAUAUUCUUACCACAAAUGGAUAUUAUAGAAUAGUAAUGCAUACUAAUAUAUACUUUUUCUCCCUUGUGACAUUGCUAGUAACAUGAGUUUAGGUCUGAAAGAUGGCUGCAGUUAGUAUUUAGAUUGUCAGCAGCUUUACUUGAGCAGAGUUUUUGAUAAAUUUUGCAAGGCUGCCCAUAGUGGUCAUUUAUGCUGUCAUACUCUUGAGAAUAAAGACAUAAGUAAAUAAAGUUUAAUGCCAACCUUCA